Molecule: messenger RNA, 1408 nt
Organism: Ascoidea rubescens DSM 1968
Lineage: Eukaryota; Fungi; Ascomycota; Saccharomycetes; Ascoideales; Ascoideaceae
Gene: TDA10
Product: putative ATP-dependent kinase
Exons: 1
Coding region: 70-975 (301 amino acids)
Cellular component (GO): cytoplasm
Source: RefSeq, a predicted model, not a curated record
UCUUGGUCAAUGUUGAUUGAACUCGUAUUUCUAGUGGUUUUGUCUGCUAUUUUGAUAGACCAUAGCUCAAUGGGAUCCAAGCUUCAAGUAUCCUUAGACUAUCUCAUCCCAAUCAUCAACCAUUGGGAUUUCGAUGCCACCCCAAUAAUAGUUGGGGUGAUGGGGCCUCAAGGUUCUGGCAAAUCGUAUCUCUCUUCCCACUUAUCUGCCUCACUAACUGACCUGUAUCCUCAUCUACACACCAUAACUAUAUCGAGCGAUGACCUAUAUCUUACUCACGAGAAACAGUUGUCUCUCAUCAAUGACUAUCCAAAUAACCAGUUGAUCACAUCGGGAAGAGGUUUGCCAGGAACCCAUGAUAUCCCUCUUCUCAAAGAUAUCUUCAGCAAAGUCAUUGAAAGAAACACAAACUACAGCAUACCAACGUAUGACAAGUCAAAGAACCAAGGAAAGGGCGAUAGGUCUUCAACUGACCAAUGGAUAAGGAUUGGCGACAGACCAGUAGAUAUUUUGAUCUUCGAAGGUUGGUUCAAUGGUUUUUUGCCUAUUAAUGACAGAAACGCAUUAUAUCAAAAAUGGGAAACCAGCGAGUUACUCAAUAAACUAGAUUUUGAAAAUGAGAUCGUUUUAAUUGACGGGUUAUUGAAUGAUUAUGUUGAUCUAUGGCACAAUUUCAAUUGCUUCAUCUACUUUGACGUUGAAGACCUCGAGUAUGUUUACAAAUGGAGGAUUCAGCAAGAACAUGAGUUGAUUCAAAUUAAAGGAAUUGGAAUGACUGACUCGCAAGUUAGAAAAUUUGUUGAUAGAUAUAUUCCAGUAUACCUACUAUAUUAUGAUCAAUUAAAGAGAAAUGGAUUUUCUAAUCCACAUUUGCAAACAAAUGUUUUAUUCAAAGAUAAUUUAAAAAUUUCUUUGGGUCCUGAAAGAGAUAUCAUACGUUUCAAAACAUUCUCUUCUCUUCGUUCCAAAUUUUGAAUGGUUUAUAAAAUAAAAAAAAUUAAUUACAUCUUUAUAAGAAAAAAAUAAAUUUAUUAUGCUACAACAGUAUAGUAUAAUUUGUUUAUCAAGAUAACUAGAGCAGUUCAGAUUGCAUCAAAUGAACUAGUUCUCUGUCAGCCCAAUUGACACAAAUUUUUAACUGCUUGCUAGUGAUUCCAAAAUUUAUUAUUAAAUUAUUAAUCAAUGCGUUCUCAAUAAUAAGCAAAUCCUCAUUAGAAACAGGACUGCAAUUUUUUAAUGUAUUUACAGAUUGAGAAAAAAUCUGGAAAGCGGUUUCAACAUUUUUAAUCUCAUUAAAGUUAUUUUCAUUAUUAUUAUUAUUUUUACUAUUAUUAUUUUUCUGCUUUUUUUUAAGAGGUUCAUUUUCAGCUUUUCCAAUUUUUUUAAAAGAAUCAAAAUUAUCGAAAUC